CGGGGAUUCGCAUGGAGUUAGUGUCGACAUUGGUAUGCUGUAACGUUAGUUUGUUUGUUAAAGAAUAGCAUCAGCAAAUCUGGAUGUUCAAGAGGCAAUGAUUGCGGCAGGAACCCCCCAGGAGUUUGUUCCCUAUGGGUGUGAGUGUCUUGCCCAACAUCCUGGAGAUGUGUACUUGCGCACAGAUGUCACAUUGUCAGGGGACAUUGUUCAAGACACUAACAGAGACAUCCUAAAGGCUUUAAAAGGAGUCUCACUGCAGGAUAUCCAAGAGAGAGAAAGAUUCCUUUUACGGAAGAUACCUGAUGAAGAAGGAGAGGAGGAGAUCUUUAUCCGUGGGUGUAGUGUAGUGUGGAGUAAAACUAGUGAGCAUGGAACUCAAAAAGUUGAAAAAAUAUUUACUGUGGAAAACUGUGUCCAACAGGCACUGUGGAGUGUUUUUUGUAAUAAGGAUGAUAAACCCCAGUUAAGAACCGAAGUUGAUGUUCAUCCUGAUAAAGGAGACAAAAUAUAUGGCAUAUGUGUUCAGGAUUCAUCAAACUUGAGUGUUUUUCUCAGUGAUGGCCAAGAAUUUUCAGUUGCUUUACCCUUUCAGGUUUCUAAGAUGUGGGAAACAUGCUUUGGACUGGUGUUUGAACGUUCAUUGUCAAGCACAGAUACACAGAGUGAAGCAGGCGAAUUGCUACCACGUCUAUUCAGCAUGCUUCAUCCCCUUGAUGAAGUUGCUCCUGUAGUACUGAAAACAAGAGGACCUUCGUCUUCUUUGUAUAAGCUUAGUUACUCCUGCACUCAAGAUGAUGUGGUAGUUUUUACCUGUAGAAACCCUUCUCUUCUUGUGAUGUUUCACAACUUGGAUGGAGUCCACAGUGUCUGGAAAAUACGUAAAACAACAUCGGAGGAAGCCAGCCAAGCCUGUAUAAGAACAAUUUGUGAUAGUAGCUCUGCUCCAUCAUGUUCAUGGUUAACUCACACUCCAGUAGGGCAGGGAUCAGGUUUACCAACUAGUAGUAGUAGUAGCCACUCUCGCCACAACUACACUGGUCAUUCUCCAUCUCAUACCUCUUACUCCCCCUACAGGAGCAACCAGACAAGUCGUGCAGCUACACCUACUAGUGUAUCGAGGACACAGAGUCCAGGCCCUAGUGCUAGUGGUUUGAAACAUAUGGCUACUCUCAGUCGAUCUCAGUCUCCGCUAGUUACAGGAUCUUCACCUCGGAGGUUUACCUUUACACCUCCUGGCCGAUCUUGUUGGACACAGGCCACUCCCGGGUCCUCUGUACAUAAUGAAAGCCUCCGUGAACUGAUUGAGCCUUUAGCUCCUGAUGUUUGCCUAGAACAUGUCUGGUCUGAGCCAGAUAGUUGCCGAUCAGGAAGAAAAGCUUCAAAGGUGUUCUUUACAACAGACAUUACUAGUCAGUGCUUUUUGUGUCUGAAACUUUCAGAUAUGAACCAGUUGAGGUUGAUAAAGUUUGAAGAAAGCAAUGAUCGCUCUCAACUCAUAUUUGGUUCAACAAAGACAAUCCUCGCUCGAGAUGCUGAAAAUCUUCCAUUGUUGAAAAUGAUGUUAACAUUAGAUGUUAGCAAUAGCCUGACCUUGUAUACAGGAAUUCACAAGAUUUGCAAGGUUCACAUUCCCAGCAUUCCGGGACCCCUCAGCAUGUUGCUUGGAGGAGGAGGAAGUCGUCGUAGUUCUGGUAUUCCAAGUACUCCCAGGAGAAGCAGUCUCGUGACUUCUAGUAGACCACCAAGUGCCAUGGAUGCUCACUUUGAUGCAGAGGUGCAGUUGUUGUCACCAGUACUCACUCAAUUCAAUGAUGAAAUGUCAGCAGUCGAGGAUAAUACUCAGAGAUACAUUGGAGUGACGACUGGGUUAAGGGAUGCUGUGGAGAACAGGGUUACCUUGGAAACAGCAAGUGGAACUCUCUAUCGUGUUUCUCUUCCACACAUAUCCAUGUCCUCUGUUGUCUCUAAGUGUCUGCAAGUUCUUCGGAGCAUUCUCCCUCGGGAUGUGUCAUUACAAGUGUUUUCAAAGUGGUACACCAUUCGGAAUGCUCCUGGACCAUGUGACAUCAGUGCCUACUUUGAACUGCAGUCUUUCCUUACUUGUCUACUUGGAAUGUUGGGAUACAAUACAGAACAUCUUCAUUUUGGAGGAUUCAUGGACAAGGACCUGUCGUUUUCUCCAGUUGCUGUAAAAAAACUCAAAACCUCCAAUCAAGGCUCUGGUCAAGAUUGGAACUCUCUCAUUAUAUCAGCUCACCAUCAGGGAUGUCAAAUUCAACGGGAAGUUCUAAGUUUUAUAAGCCCAACUGAACAAGAUAACUGUGUGGGUGAUUUAGAUCUAGAGUAUCCUGUUAGUAACAGUGGUCUACUCUUCCCAUACUUGCCUGUUGUUUUGUAUGGCUUGCAUCUUUUGUAUGAGGACUGUAAACUGAAUAGCCUUCAGUGGGAUUUCAUUCUUAAACUGGCUGGUUUAUUAUACCAAUUAUCUAUGGAUCUUCGUCUACCCUUGUAUUUAGACCAUUACUGGAGAGAUUUUCCACAGCUUAUGGCCUCAACAAAAUUCUCAGUACAGUUGGCAGAAAAUGACUGUCAGCGGAUUCAGUUUCCAUCGUACUUCACUCUUAACCCUCCUGCCAUUUUCAAUUGGUUACAAUCAUCUUUGACUUUGAAGCAUGUUCAACCAUUCCCCUAUAUCCCUUAUGUUACUCAGGAGAUCUAUAAAGUUGUUCUGUUGUAUUCAAUAUUAUCUGAAAGAACUAGAAGAUCAGACUCCCACAUGGGUAGAAACUUGCAAAAAAUUUCAGCUCCUGGACAGAGGGUUAUGGAAGAAGUAGUUAUUUCUCUGAAUGCAAACAUGACAGUUUCUCAGAAAGUCAUCCAGGCUAUGAAAGAACUAGGUAUGACGUGUCAAGACAUAAAUACUCUGCCAACAGGUGUUGCUCUUCCAAUACAACAUGUAAUUGUCUGUUGUCGAAAGAAUCCUCCUCCUGAUCUCCCUAUUGAAUCCUACAUUUUGAUAGGAAGACAGGAUCUUGCUACUCUUGCUAGUGGAACAGUUCCUCAAGUCAGGCUGUCUUCAGCUGUGUCUGUUAAAGGAAUGUUUAAGCAUCCAGUUAGUAAGGAUGAGGAAGGUGGGCUGGAUCAGUUAGAUAAUGAGGUACUAAGGCUAAGGUUUGGUGAAGACCAGCGAGUACAGGAAGUGUAUCGACUGCUUCAGUCCUCCAAGCCAGUUUCUGUUGUCAUUCAACAACGUCCAGAAGUGAGUGACCAUGAGUUUAUUGAGGAACAACAGCGCCAUCUUUAUUCUAUUUGUAUACGGACGAUGGCUUUACCAGUGGGAAGAGGGAUGUUUACCUUGGGAUCGUACACUCAACCUGUUGUCACAGAAGCAUUACCCAUAACAAAGCUAUGUUUGACAGGAAAAGCCCCUGGACCUAGGAACACUACCAUUGAUCUCUCACACAUUGAUGUUCCAGCAAAUAUGAGUACCUGGCCUCUUUUUCACAAUGGUGUUGCUGCAGGUCUCAGAGUUUCAAGUAGUGCUUCAAAUAUUGAUUCCACCUGGAUCUUGUAUAACAAACCCAAGACUUCCAGCAAUGACACUCCCACAGAACAUGCUGGUUUUCUAUUGGCUCUUGGAUUAAAUGGUCAUCUUAAGAACCUGUCCACCAUGAGUAUCCAUGAUUACUUAUGCAAGGGACAUCAACUUACCAGUGUUGGACUUCUUCUAGGAAUAGCUGCAGCUAAACGAGGAAGCAUGGAUGUUGCUGUUACAAAGUUAAUGAGCAUCCAUGUGGAAGCACUUCUUCCACCAACCUCCACUGAGUUGGACAUUCCUCCCAUGGUCCAGGUUGCAUCAGUCCUAGGUAUUGGACUUCUUUAUCAAGGUUCAGCACAUCGCCACAUGGCAGAAGUUUUACUUGGGGAGAUUGGUCGUCCACCAGGGCCAGAGAUGGAACAUUGUGUGGACAGGGAAAGUUAUGCCUUGUCUGCAGGCUUGGCUUUAGGACUUGUCACUUUAGGGAGAGGAACUGAGAUGGUGGGAAUGUCAGAUCUUCCAGUGGCUGACCAUCUAUACCAUUACAUGGUUGGGGGUCAUAGACAUAACCUGACAGGUGUCCACAGGGAAAGAUACAGAUCACCUAGUUACCAGAUCCGAGAAGGGGACUGUGUCAACGUGGAUGUCACAGGCCCUGGGGCAACACUAGCAUUAGGAAUGAUGUUUUUCAAUACUGGAAACAGAGCUAUAGCAGAGUGGAUGGUAGCUCCUGACACUCAGUACCUCUUGGAUAUGGUUAGACCAGAUUUUCUGCUUUUAAGGACUUGCAGUAAAGGACUUAUUUUGUGGACUGAAGUUGUUCCAUCCAAAACAUGGGUUGAGUCUCACCUUCCAGAGAUUGUGUUGAAACAUGCCUUUGUGUCUGGGGAAAGAAAUAGUGACAUAGACUACGAAUCAACAAGUCAAGCUUACUCCAACAUUAUUGCCGGAGCGUGUUUAUGUCUGGGACUGAAAUUUGCUGGAUCUGCAAAUCAAGAAGCCUAUACAGUUUUGAUGCACUACGCAAGAAAGUUUUUGAGCUUAUUGAGCCAGACAGUUGCUGAACAAGCUGGGAAAAGUGUAAUUGAAACUUGUAUGAACACGGUUGUGAUAAGCCUGGCAAUGGUGAUGGCAGGAAGCGGAGAUUUAGAAGUGAUGAGAAUAUGUAGACAUCUACGAACUCGGAUUGGUCAAGCUAACAGUUAUGUUUUAUAUGGUUCUCACAUGGCUACACAUAUGGCUUUAGGUCUGUUGUUUCUUGGAGGAGGCAGAUAUACAUUAAGCACAAGACCUGAAGCUAUUGGGGCACUUAUAUGUGCCUUUUUUCCUAAAUUUCCAACACACAGUAACGAUAACAGGUAUCACCUACAGGCCCUUCGUCACCUUUACGUACUGGCCGUUGAACCUCGGCAAGUUAUCCCUCGAGAUUUUGAUACAGGAAAGGCUGUGUAUUGUCACCUGUUAGUCAAGUUUAAAGACACCAUGAUGUACACAGGAGAAGAGUAUCAAGCUAAAGCACCAUGCUUGUUGCCAGAACUUGAUUUACUUGAAAGUGUCAUUGUGCAAGACUCCAGAUAUUGGGAAAUAGUUUUUGACUCUAAGAAAAACUGGAAUAGCUUAAGACAUCUUCUAGAUAACGGAGGAAACCUUUAUGUGAAGCAGAAAGCAGGUUGUCUUCCAUACUUGGAAGACCCUAAGGGCUUUAAAAGUGUAUUUGCUCAGAGCAUGGUUAAAGACAGUAUUAAAGGCUGGAAUGUAACGCCAACUCCAGUGACAGUAUUUUCCUGUAAUCCUGUUGCUCUCAAAUUCUAUGAAUAUUUCUUGAAACCAAGAGUCAAAACUUCAAAGAAAAGCCACUGGCAGCAGCAGAUGUGUACCCUGCUAUUUGAAUGUGUGUCUGAAGAAAAAACAGAAAUUCUUUCUGCAUACAUUGCACUUGACCAGAUUGUUGACCAAAUCUCGAGAACUGACCAGACAUUAGACUUAUGGCAAGUCAAGCUAUUGCUGGCAUAUAGCCAAUGGCAGGCCUUUAGACAACGAGAACAUCCACUUUUACAACCAGAAUUUACAGUAGUUGUGAAAAACCGUAGUGAACAGAAACUUCAAGAAGUUACAAGAGCCAACAAGAUAAACUUACGGAACUACUUUUGCUAUGGUAGAUCUUCUCCAGUUGCUUCUGUUGCUCCCUUUCUUGUCUUUUAUGACAUUCCUCAACAAGGAACUGUCGACCUGAGCUUAGCUGAAGGUACCCUAAGCCUUCCUGGUCUAUUUCUUAGACUUCAAGAGUUAUCACCUACAGUGACCUCUCUCAUGGCUUUACUGAGUGUAAUCUCCAAACCAGACUCUCCUCAUUGACAUCUAUUCUCCACUUAAGGAACCAUCAUGAAAAAGUUAUUUGGAAAUAUUUUCAACCAACAGAUUUUUAUAACUACAUUGAACAGUUUUUAUUGUAGAAAUGUAAAAUAAAAUAUUUAUUAAUAAUAA
Limulus polyphemus (Atlantic horseshoe crab) is the source of this 6025-nucleotide messenger RNA. It is a transcript of the gene shtd, whose product is annotated as anaphase-promoting complex subunit 1-like. Gene Ontology annotation, cellular component: anaphase-promoting complex. Gene Ontology annotation, biological process: anaphase-promoting complex-dependent catabolic process; protein K11-linked ubiquitination; metaphase/anaphase transition of mitotic cell cycle. The record is from RefSeq and is a predicted model, not a curated record. Lineage: Eukaryota; Metazoa; Arthropoda; Merostomata; Xiphosura; Limulidae. Gene Ontology annotation, molecular function: molecular adaptor activity. The coding region runs from base 98 to 5896 and encodes 1932 amino acids. The transcript has 49 exons.